Cephus cinctus (wheat stem sawfly) is the source of this 3117-nucleotide messenger RNA. Its product is annotated as E3 ubiquitin-protein ligase LRSAM1. Gene Ontology annotation, molecular function: protein binding. Lineage: Eukaryota; Metazoa; Arthropoda; Insecta; Hymenoptera; Cephidae. The record is from RefSeq and is a predicted model, not a curated record. Bases 206 to 2377 code for a protein of 723 amino acids. The transcript is spliced from 13 exons.
CAUAGUUUAUGUAAUCCGGAAUAUCAAAUGUGGGUAAUAUCUGACAAUCGUAUAUACUGACUACUAUCUGACACGUAGAAUGCGUAGAAUGACAGUAUUCAAUUAAGCUCGAUGUAAUGAGGAAUGACAUGUUGAGACACCGGACGAUAUGAAACGGAAAGUAAUAUAGGUUUUACAAUAUAACAUGCCAUGAUUUUCAUUCAUUAUGUUCUGUGGAUUUUGUGACGUGCAGUUAAUGAUGCCGUUACCAAGAAAAUAUGGGAACAGCGUUCACGUCGACUACAAAGCUCGACUUGAGCACAAACUUUACUUGGCGAGAGAGAAUCCAGAGCCAGUAUUUGAUGUAUCGGAAUGUGCAUUAAAGCAUGUACCCUCUGGCAUUUAUUCUCUGUGCAAAGUUUUUAGGAAAAAAGAAUUAUGGAUGCACCACAACAAAUUAAACUCCCUUUCUGGUGGAGGUGCCUUGAGCGAUUUGUCGCUUCUUACUGUGCUAGAUCUCCGUAACAACUAUUUUAUCAGUUUGCCACCAGAAAUAAUGUACCUUGUAUCCCUUAAGGAGCUUUAUCUACAAGAAAAUAAUAUUCGAAAGCUGCCAAAUGAGAUUGCAUGCUUAAGGAACUUGUCGAUUUUUAAUAUCUCAAAAAACAAUUUAAAGUGUUUGCCAGAAGAGAUUGGAGAACUACGGCAACUCACUGUGUUGGAUAUUAGUCAUAAUAGUGCUCUACAAAAAUUGCCAAAGUCUCUGGGUCAUGUGCAGCAAUUAACAGAAUUAAAAAUCGAUGGACUGAAGAUUUCUUAUCCAGCUCAAGAUGUUCUUAGUGGUGGAACGAUUGUGAUCAUAGCUUUUCUGGCAAGUGAAUGCGGUAUUGAAUACUCUCCUGAGGAUUGUAAUCUAGAAAUAGAAUCUAGAGAUACAAGCUCUGAAGAUGUCAGACCGAUGUAUCAGAAUAAGGACAACGAUGUUCAGGCGACAAUAAUGAAGUUAGAAAACUUAAAGGAACAGAGACAAAGUGCUUUACUGGAACUGGAAAAGAAUAUGAUAGAACAACAGAAGUACGAAGAACAAUUACAAUCGACAUUAAAAGUUCACAGAGAGAAGCUUUUGGAAGAUUUGGCGAUACAACAGAGCCAACUUGAGCAAGAGAUAGAGAAGGUGCAACAAGAACGAGACUGUAAUCGUACACGUUUGCUUUCAUACAUUUAUAAUGUGGAGAAAGAAGCUGAUAAUGUCAUAAAAGAAUUUUUACGAAGCAGUGAAGAGGAACGACAAACUCAAGCUGAACUUGUUGAAAAAGAAAAACGAGAAGAAUUGCAAUUACUUUCAUUAUGUCAUUCGGAACAAUUUAUGCUCCGCACAAAGGACACCCUUGUCGCAAUGGAGGAAUUACUACAAGAGGAGCUACUUCAAGAACAAAAGCUCGAAGAGUACACAAAGUUCAGAGAUUAUACAGCGCAGUCUUUACUCAGCCUAGAAGUGAGGAACAAUGAUCAAUUAACGCAAAUAGUUCAGGGUCAGGAAAGAAAUCGGCAGGAUUUAGUAAACAGAAUAAGAAAGGAUGAAGCAUUACAAAAAGCAGCUGUUGCUGCAUUGCUGGAACGUAGUGAUGCACGUUCCUGGAGUAUCGUACAGCAAGUCAAUUUGGUACAGUCUCAAUUAGCAACCCUGACAAAUAUUGAGUUGGAAAGAAGAAAGUUUGAAAUGAAUCAACAACUCAAUGACAUAGCUGACAAAAGAGUGACGCUGAGCGCCAUCCUUCUCAAUUUAUUGGAUCAACAAGAAAAACGGAGAGAACAACUUCUUGAAACUAUUAAACAAAUUGAACAACAACGUGAUAUUAACAAUACAAGAAGAGAUAGUCUUUUCUGGUUAAUGCAAUACCAAUCGUUAAUGGAUGCACGACCUCAAGGUUUAUUAGAAACUUUAGAACCAACAUUGUUGCGUCAUGUUGCAAUGGCAGGUGCAUUGCACUGUUUACCCUUUUUAGCAACUCUACCAUCCUUACUACCAAAUCCUAAUGACGACCAAUUAAGAGCAAUUGGUAUUCAUAAUGAAAGUGACAGAGCCGCCAUAAUGUUGGCUGUUCAGAAUUAUUUGACUGAAAAGAAACUGUGUAAUAUUCAAGAGGCGAGCACAGUGCCCGCUGUCCCAUCUGCACCACUGAAAGAGCCUUCUACAAGUUCAAACCAACAAAACUCAGAAGAAACACAAGGUAUCAACGUGGCAGAAUGCGUUGUUUGUUUGGAUUUGCAAUGUGAAGUGCUUUUUCUGCCAUGUGGUCAUAUGUGUUGUUGCACUAACUGUGCAGACAUGGUGACCUCUGAGUGUCCCAUGUGUCGAAGUUCGAUAGAGCGUAAAAUCCGAGUAAUUAUGCCGUAACAUGUUAAUGACUUUUUAUAAGAACUGCACAAUAUUGUUGAUAUGGCUUAAAUACUGCAUUUUUUCUACCUUUAAAGCAUCACAAAGAUAUAAGAAUUAAGGAAAGCAUUUUAAUCAGAUAAAAAAUGAGACAGUGAUGGUCUCAAGUAAUUAUUAUAUAGAUAGUGAUUGUAAAUUAUUUCAACUUUGUACUUUAUUCUUUAAAUCAGAGAGCAAACAAUUUUUACGGCUCCUGGUGCAUGUGACAAUGUAUCGUUCACAUCGGACAAUUACACAAUGUAAUUUAAUUGAAAAAAUGUAUUUUCAUAGGGCCUAGAUUCCAAAAAUGCAAGGUGCAAGGCACCUGAUUCUCCAAAAUUAAUUAUAAUUAUAUAUUUUUACCAUAACAAAUUUUAUAUGGAAUUUGAAAAUAUAUAAAUUUCAUUAGGCAUAUUGUAAUUCAGAUUGACUUGUGUAAAAUUAUUUUAUUAGCAGAUGAUGCGAUGCCAGUUAAUAAUUAUGUUGAACUUCAAUUGUGCUGUACUAUAAGAUGAUAAACUCAUGAAACGUAGGUCUAAUUAAUCCUAGUCUUUUAUUUGCAUUAUAUCAAAAGUGCCAUCAUAAUAGCAUAUAGUGUAUGAAUAGUUGAUUCCUACAUACAGUAGGAUGUAGACUGAAAAAAAAGAGUAGAUAGGUAACGGUUUUUUAAUGUUUUAAAGAGAUUGGCUUUCAAGAUAUUAAACAUUACAGCUUUGGACAAA